GCUUGAUUCACUUAUCAUAUAUCACAGUGCACUUUUGGCGCCUUUUGCUUAGAACAUGUCGUAUUUCGAGAUUUUAGCACAGUGAAAUUACCAGCGUGAAAUUUGCUUCAAAUCAAUCGAUACCGACACCAAAGGACGCAAAACAAAACGGUCGUCAGCAUUCAGACGUAGUCAUCAUUCAUUCGCAUGAAGAAAGAAUUCUCAACGGCUUGUUAAAGAAGAUUGAAUUUGUUCAACGCAUACGCCAAAGCACACAUUGAAUCCACAUAAUGAGCCAACCAAACGUCAUGGAAGUUAACAGUCCACAGCAAAACGUAGAGCAAAACCAAAACCAAGCUGCUAUUGCCCGCAAAAUUCAAUGGUACGUUCAACUGUACGGCGGACCACAACCACAGGUGUUCAAACUAAACACCAAUUGCUGGGACAAUAUUUUCGAUUGGCUGUCAUUGGAAGAUGUUCUUUCAUUUGGUCGCACAUGCAAGGCUUUCAAAUGGGUCGCCGGCGAGUAUUUCAAGGAAAACUACCCAAAACGCAGAAUAUUUUGCAGAAACGGUGACGAACCCAUAUUGAAUGAUUUCAGUGAAUAUGUCCAGAUAAUCAAUUGGACAGGCGAAAUAACUGAAUCGAAUGCAUACCUCCUAUCAAAUUGCAAGUCACUCAAGCGCAUUGAUUUAUUUGACACCACGUUAACUGAAUCAUCUAUAAACACUUUAGGAAGUGCUCUCAAAACGGUUGAAGAAAUUUCAUUGAAACUCUGCGAAUUCGAAGGGCGUGCUCAUGAACAUUUUGUUAAACGGUGUGUAAAUUUGAAAUUUCUAGAUACUUACGGUAUGGCCAAAAAUCGCCUUCUUCAAAAAUAUUCAACACUUGAACGGUUAAAGCUAGUGGGUCCAGUUUUGUGCGAUGAAUUGAACAGAUUUUUCAAGCUGAAUCCAAAUGUACGAAAUCUUACGGUCGAAGGAUGCAAUGUUGGGAAAAUUCGACGCUAUCUGAUUGAUUCCAAUAUCAAGUUGGAUGACUUGACCAUUGAACACAUUUCGGAACGUGAAUCCGAUUUCAUCGAUUCUUUGAAUAAACUUCACCUACGUGGUUUUUACAAACAUUUACACAUCGACCUAUGGAACAGCCCAUCGAAGGAUCAACUAGCUGCAUUGCAAGGUCUAGUUACUCUGCAUAUCCAUGAGAGUGUCCUGCUGCCAUCACUGCCCAACUUGAAGGAACUGGGUUUCCAUGCCGACUUGACUACAAUACGCAAUGAAGGAUUGAACGUGACCGAAAUCCCAAACUUAUGCAUUAACCUCCAACGAUUAUUCAUUCUGACUACAUCCGUUGAUGACAUUUUGCCGUUCAUUCGUCAUUCACCGCAUUUGGUUCAGAUCGAAAUAGGGUGGUUUAAAGAAAAAUCAAUCGACCUCCAAGCAUUGAAUAAAGAACGCAAAAAUCUGAAGGGAGCACAAAAAGUGACAAUCUACGUUGAAGAGUAUGCUUACUUAGCGACAAAAUGGGCAUCAACCGAAAUCAACGUCAGCUUCAUCACAAUACGACGCUGCGAUUCACACAAAGUCAAACUUGCACACACUUUACUAUAAAAUUGUUCCUAGAAUGAAAGUCAGAUCAGCGGUAUCUACAAUUUAAUUCUAAAUAUCAUUCAAGAUGUCUAAAAGCUUUCGCAUUGCUGCUUGAUGCAUUUAAUAUUAUCUAAAUAAGAAAAAAAAACCCAAAAAUAAACACAACCAUCUCAUUUAUGAAUUUAAACUUUAUUAUUUUUGCGACUAAUUUGUAAAUUUGAUUAUAAAUAAUGCAUAUGUCAUUUCGAAUAAGUUGCAGUUUUCCAUCUAAUGUAUCGAAUAAGAUUUAUUGUGUGUGGAUAUUCAUCGAAUUUUGGAUUCAUAAUACCUAAGACUAACAUUACAUUUCAAUAAAUAUUAUUUGGAUUACAAA
Sitodiplosis mosellana (orange wheat blossom midge) is the source of this 1941-nucleotide messenger RNA. RefSeq lists its product as uncharacterized. The coding region runs from base 270 to 1589 and encodes 439 amino acids. NCBI's taxonomy places the organism in Eukaryota, Metazoa, Arthropoda, Insecta, Diptera, Cecidomyiidae. The record is from RefSeq and is a predicted model, not a curated record. Gene Ontology annotation, molecular function: protein binding. The transcript is spliced from 3 exons.